Cannabis sativa is the source of this 1359-nucleotide messenger RNA. Its product is annotated as cocosin 1. The coding region runs from base 63 to 1166 and encodes 367 amino acids. The transcript is spliced from 3 exons. Gene Ontology annotation, molecular function: nutrient reservoir activity. NCBI's taxonomy places the organism in Eukaryota, Viridiplantae, Streptophyta, Magnoliopsida, Rosales, Cannabaceae. The record is from RefSeq and is a predicted model, not a curated record.
AUAGAUAUAUAUAUAUUAUAAGAUCUUUUGGUAUAUACAUAUAAAUAUAUAUAUUUAUAUAUAUGGAUAAGAUGGAUUUUAAACCAAGGUUUGCCCAGAAAAUAUUUGAGGGAGAAGGAGGAGAAUACCAAAGCUGGUCCAGCAAGGAUUUCCCAUUGUUGCCGGAGAACCAGGUCGGCGGCGGUGUUCUUCUUCUCAACCCUCGUGGAUUUGCUCUCCCUCACUAUGCAGAUUGCUCUAAGAUUGGCUUUGUUCUUCAAGGCAAUGAUGGAAUAGUGGGAAUGGUAUUUCCCAAGGCAAAAAAUGAAGUGGUAGUAAAACUGAAAGAAGGAGACAUUAUUCCAGUACCACUAGGAUCACUCUCAUGGUGGUUCAACACAGGAGAAAACAAUUCCAAUCUCAAAAUAAUUUUCUUGGGAAAAACAAACCAUUCUCACAUUCCAGGAGAAUUCACCUAUUUCCUCCAAACAGGUCGCCAAGGAGUCUUAUCAGGCUUCUCAAACCAUUUCAUUUCCCAAGCUUUUGGUCUAACCCAAGAUGAGGCCCAUAUUAUGGCCAAUAGCCAAGAUGGCUCAUUACUCAUCAAAAUCCCAAAACACCAAACCUUACCAAAACCCAAUAACAAUAAUGACAUUUACCAAAUGGUACAUAACAUAGAUGUUGCUUUUCCUCAUGGUCUUAGAGUUGACAAGGAAAUUGGGGGUUGGACCACUUUGACUCAAAAUGAGUUUCCUUUUCUUGAGAAAGUUGGGUUGAGUGUGAGUUUAAUUGAGUUGGGUGCCAAUGCCAUGAGUUCACCUAUUUACACAACUGAUUCUAGUGCUAAGAUGAUUUAUGUUGUGGGUGGGAAUGGGUGUGUUGAAAUUGUUGGGAUUAAUGGGGAAAGGGUUUUGGAGAGUGAAGUUGAAGCUGGUCAUUUGGUUGUUGUGCCAAGAUUCUUUGUGGUUGCUGCUAUUGCUGGUGGACAAGGUUUAGUCUGCCUUUCUGUCAUGACAAACUCACUGCCUAUUUUAGAGGAUAUAGCAAGCAAUGAAUCUAGCUUUGCUGCUUUGUCGAAAGAGGUGUUACAAGUAUCGCUUAAUGUGAAGCCAGAAUUUGCACAAGUAAUCAAGUCAAAGAUUACAAAAAGCUCACUCAUCCUCUCUUCAUCAAACCGUAAUAAUUAGUUGAAAAUGUUAUGAACAUUUUUCUAUAAUGUUUGUUUAGUUUUAUGGAUCCUAAUAAUAAAAAAGGUCGAUCUACUUAUGUCGUGAAGUUUAUUUAUUUUAGUGAAAAUAGAAAACUUACUUGAAUAAUUGACAUGUUUGUUUAAGGACCAAGGUAUAAAUUUAUGAAAUUUUUACAUGAUUGACUAUCUUA